AUGGUUGGUUUCUGUGCUGCGCUGCUCCCCGCGUUGGAGGCGGUGGAGAAGGGGAUGGACAGGCUAGUGACGACGGCGAUGGUGGGUGAUACAAUAAGGUGUUUGGAGGCGAUGCGGGAGGCGGCGGAUCGUCUUAUUGGCCUCGCCAAUGCCAACGGGGUGUCGUUGGCGGCGACAAUGACGACGCAGAAUACAGACAGCGAGGGGUUAUUAUUACCGGACGAGACUGAAAGAAACGAGGAGGGGAGGAUGUAUGAAUUGGAGAAAAGGGGCGAUCACGGAGAGGAGGAUAAGAAAAGCGAGGAUGACAAGAGAAACGAGGAGGAUAUGGCAGAGGACGACGAUAAGGCAGAAGACGUUGAUAAGAUGAAGAAAGAGAAACAAGGAAAUGAUGAGGUUGUUGGAACGCUAGAGAAGCUGCGCAACGAGCUGCAGAACCUCGUGCGCGCGGUGUGGGGGCCGGUCCUCGCCGAUCUUGACAAGAUUCUCACAGACGGGCUUCAGCGAGCAAGAGACGUGGCCCGAGACGCUAUAAACACUUGGUCCGGGCGAAGUGAUGAGGUAAAGGGUCAUAUGAGCGCAUCCCUCAGGAGCCUUUUCCCCGACGGCGACGAGGCGAACGCACUUUACUACGAGAUACUAGCUAGCGGAAUCACCAGCGAGCAGCAGCUGGCAAGACUCACCGCCCUGGUCACGGAGUUAGACCGGAGCACUAAGACCCGUAUCGGCUCUGUUGCACUGGACGCUGCCGAUGUGUCCCCUGCUGCAGUAGCCUCCGACACGGAUGGCGCUAAGAAAAAGACCCGGAACUACGAUACGAGCGAAGCUAUUCCCGGGGCGAAGAGAGCACGGCGCAAUUACAGACUCGGCAACAUCAACGUCAAGGAGAAAGGCAAACAGAAGCAGAACGGGACGUCGAACCUAGCGCCUAUACACUACCGUUGUGCUCAAGAAAGGAGAAACUCUACUGUGCCUUCCUGUGGCCCCGCGGUCGAUAACCCUAGGAUGCCGAUGCCCGACAUGGGCACAGAACUCCACGAGCCCUCGCCGGGCACACACGGAACCGGCCAGGAGCUAGAGGGAGAGAAUAACGAAUCGCUUCUGGUUGAGCCCUCGGCUGCAGCGAACGGCGCCCAACCCUCGGCGACUACCACGGCCGGUGCUCAAGGAGCCUUAGCUGCGAUGCAGCAACCCAUCGCGCGCACGUUGCCGCUCGAGGCACAGUGUGAGCUGGCCCCGGCUUUCAAUCCGGCCUAUUAUGCCAUCACCUAUCUAGGGCCAACGCCCGCCCCGCUGCCCGGCCAGGACUACCUGGCCCGGGGGGACAUACUGCCGGUGAUGCUCGCUGGCCAGCCAGUUGGAGCGCCACCGCUGAUGUACGCCGCCGUCUAUCCCACCGGUCUCCCGCUUCAACCUCUUCUCGGCGAACAGCCCUGA
Chaetomium strumarium is the source of this 1437-nucleotide messenger RNA. RefSeq lists its product as uncharacterized. The transcript has 4 exons. The record is from RefSeq and is a predicted model, not a curated record. Lineage: Eukaryota; Fungi; Ascomycota; Sordariomycetes; Sordariales; Chaetomiaceae. The coding region runs from base 1 to 1437 and encodes 478 amino acids.